Messenger RNA from Hibiscus syriacus, 1131 nucleotides. Its product is annotated as B3 domain-containing protein Os11g0197600-like. The transcript is spliced from 7 exons. The coding region runs from base 1 to 1131 and encodes 376 amino acids. Lineage: Eukaryota; Viridiplantae; Streptophyta; Magnoliopsida; Malvales; Malvaceae. Gene Ontology annotation, molecular function: DNA binding. The record is from RefSeq and is a predicted model, not a curated record.
AUGAAGAGCUUUUCAAGCAUGGCUUCUUCUGACCAGCAAGGCAGUUGUCAUUUGAAGUUUAAAAGCAACUCACCUUCAUUGCUCAGGGUCCCAUCUGGUGAAGUAUGGAGGGUAGAACUGACUAAAUCUGAUGGCAAAAUAUGGCUUGAGAAUGGAUGGCAUCAAUUUUCAAACCAUUACACCCUUGAUUUCGGGUAUCUUUUGGUUUUUAGAUAUGAUGGGAAUAGCAAUUUCCAUAAUAACGAUGAAUUUCAACAUAAUGACUCUACACCGAUCCGAAAGCCGCAGUUGCCAUGUCCUCGGCCUCAUAAGAUGAUGAAAACCAAUGCAACUAUCAAAACCGAAACCGAGUGCAAUGAGAAUCUACCAUGGAUUCAAAUCGCGAUCGCGGUCACGUUUUCGGUCAUGUCUAGUUUACCACGUUGUGGCCAUAGCGGAUGCUAUUGCGAGUAUAACGGGUAUAUCGAAAGGCAGCUCUACCUCUAUUUCGCGGACGCUAUCGCAGUCGCGGACUACUAUUUAAAACCUGAUGCAGACAAUACCAAUCAACUUUGCCAGGAAACAUUGAUGAAAAAGCUUUGUUCUAGCACUCUUUCCGACUCAAGUGGGAAAACUUGGACUGCUACCUUAAAGCAAAGACAGAGGGAAAAAGCUAGAUUUGGCGACAAACUGGAUGGAGAACUUUUGCACAGGAUAACAUUAUCCAAGUCGGUGAUCGAAAGGAAGGCUCCAUCAUGUGCAAGUCCGAGCUGCCCCGAAACCUUGACUGAUCUCCAUAAAGCAAAAGCUCUUCAAAUAGCCAGUGCCUUCAAAUCAGAAAAUCCAUUCUUUGUUAUGGUACUGCAUCCAUCACAUGUCAAUUCAAAUAGAUUGGUGAGUUUUGAGUUGAAGCCUGCUGCUGAGUAUACCAGCGAAUUCUGCAAGGCAAUAUCUGUCAAAGAUGCACAAAUAGGUCAUACUUCCCUUUCAAAUGGCAAAUCAUGGCCAGUAAUAUGUUAUAAGUAUAGUUCUGACGGACCAAAGCUAAAUGUAAGAUUUGGUAAUGGUUGGCGUAAAUUUUCCGUGGAAAAUAAUUUAGAAUUGGUGAUGCUAGUGUCUUUGAACUGGUCGAGGGUACUGAAGCCUCGAUGA